CCCCUCGCUCUUUCGCAUCACUCUUGUUCAGGCUAUCUCUCAGCUAGGACGUGUGACUGAAUGCGGCGUCUGCUUGCUAAACUUUUGUGACUGGAGUUGGCUCGCAGGUGUGAGUUUUUUUUCUAUCGUUAAAGCGUUUCAUCGAGAGCUGUAAAGCGAUUGAACUGUUCUGAAGUUCAGCGGCAGUUUUCUUCACCAUGGCUUCGGCUUUCUUGUGUUUUCUUGCCGCUAUCUUGCCCGGCUUGAUAGCAGCACAAGGUACGUGGAUUCUCGGUACCAGCGAUGUAAGAACUGUUGAACCAGUCAACCCCGUCAACGGCGGAGCUAAUCUUGGUGGAAUUGACAUCGAUUCGUCGAGGGAAAGCAGAAUAAUUGUGCGAAAUACUGGAAUUUCUGUGCCGUUUGGACGAGAGAAAGCUAUUGAUCCCAACACGGAACUGGUUAUAAAUGUUGAGGAAGGUGAUUUGUGUACCAUCAAGGUGCUACCCAAGCAGAGUGAACCUCUCUCUCAGAUUCCAGGCCGACUUGUACCAUCAAAUUUCCCCUGUGACUUCGGACCUGGUGAAGUUAAGUAUGUGCACUUUGGUUCUCGUAAGCCCCAGACCGAUAAGGUUACAUUGCAGCUGAGAUAUGACACAAAUACAGACACUUUCAUCAUCCCCUUCACAAUAGAUGUCCGUGUUGAAUCCAAGCAGCUCGAGAUUGUUACACGUAACGUGCCGCUUGAGGUUCAGGACCUCAUGGGAUUGAGUGAUGCUCUUGAUGCAGAUAAAUUGCAGUUUGAUUACGACAGUGCUACCCAAGCCUGCAAGGUGACAGUGCUGAGCUCAAGCUCAGGACUUCCUCGCUAUGGGAUGGUCAUGAACCACGACGAGCAAGGCCAAAUGAUCGAUUGUGAUGAUUUCUUGGCACUUGGAAUCCAGUACCGUCAUACAGCAGCAACAGCAUCACCCCGUGAAGAUUACAUUCCUCUCGUCGUAGAGCUCCAGAACCUGGAUGAUGGACAAGUGGUGAAGCAGGAAUACUUCCAGAGCAUGGUUAGGAUCCAGAAUGGAGAGGAAAACACCCCGCCCAGUUUGGUUCUCACAAGUGACAUGAUGAUGGAAGUUGAUCAGUUUGUGAUGACUGCCAUUACCCCUUCCAUUUUGGCUGCUGAGGAUGUCGAAACACCUGCUGAUAUGCUCAUCUUCAACAUCACCUCUCAAACCCUUGGACCAGAUGAUGGCAUGAUUGUGAGCACGGAUGACCGUAACCAACCUAUCACUUCUUUCACCCAGAAGGACUUGAAAGAUCUGAAGAUUGCCUACAAGCCCCCUCCCAGGGACACAGAUGUCCAGAACUUCUACCAGAUUGAGUUCGAGAUCGUGGAUUCUGAGCUGGCUACCUCUGAGCCUCACUCUCUCACGAUUGUCGUCAAGCCAAAGAAUACCCUUGCUCCGGUUGUAACAACCAACACAGGAUUGGUGCUAUUUGAGGGUCAGUCACGUCCUCUUUUGGGUGGCCAAAAUCUUGGAAUUUCUGAUGAAGAUAAUCUUCAAGAUGUGAUCAUUGCUCCUAUCAAUGGGUCAAGGUAUGGUGAACUUCGCAUUGGAAGCCAGCGCAUCAAGCAGUUUACUAUCGGGGACCUUAUCGAAGGUGCUGUGACCUACCACCACUAUGGAACCGACACAUACAGUGACAACAUCAUUUUCCGCAUGACUGAUGGCCAGCAUGAAGUUGAAUUCCUCUUUCCAAUCAUCAUUGCCCCUAUUGAUGAUGAGUCACCAAUCGUUGAUGUCAACACCGGAGUGGUAGUGAAUGAGGGUGGCGAGGUUCCUAUCACAGGAUUUGUCUUGAGUGCAACAGACAUCGAUUCUGAUGAUACUGAAAUCCGCUUUGUUCUUGAGCUGCCACUAUCUGAUAUGGGUAGCUUGUUUCUCCGUCAAGUUCAGAUUCCAGUUGACCCCCAGAAUUGGAUUUCUCAGGACAAUUUUUAUGAGCGUGAAGUCACAGAAUUUACACUUGAGGAUAUCCUGAAUGGGCAUCUCUUUUACCGACAUGGUGGCAGUCACAACCAAAACCCAGUCUUCGACAGGAUCCUUUUCAGAGUAGUUGAUAGUUCAGAUCCACAGCCAAAUGAAUCGCCUGUACAGGAAUUCCUGGUAAAAGUAAUGCCACAAGAUUUGCAGCCUCCUGAAUUGUUUGAAGGUACUUCUCUACAGCUCUCAGUUGAUGAAUUUCAACUUACUCCAAUCUUGAAGAAGAAUCUGAGGUUCACUGAUAUGGAUAGCAAUGAUAGGGACUUGAAAUACACCAUUGUCUCUCCUCUGGCUGACUCUGAUGUAAAUAAUCUUCUUCCAGUCGGUGAUAUUGUUCUUACUGAUGAACCAGAUGUCCCAAUCAACAUGUUCACUCAAGCUCAAAUCAACCACAUGAAAGUAUCAUACAGGCCACCAAGCACAGAACUAGGAAUUGCUCCACGUGCCAUUUCCUUCUCAUUUGUUGUCCAGGAUACUCAAGGAAACAUGGGUACUCCUCACAGUUUUGUAAUUCUGCUCCGUCCAGUCGAUAACCAACCUCCAACAAUCACCAAUACUGGUGUUAAGGUGUUCGAGCGAGGAACCACCGUCAUUGACAAUACCAUGCUUGAUGCUAUUGAUCCAGACACAGAUAGGAACUCUAUUCGAGUUAUAGUUGUACAACCCCCUCAAUUUGGAGUUGUCAGUUUAGAUGGUAUUCCUCUUCAGAAAGGUGAUGAGUUCACUCUGUUGGACAUUGAGCAAGGAGUAGUGACAUAUGUUAGCGGUAAUGAGGAAGAAUUGUAUGAUGCUGUACAUCUGGAGAUCACAGAUGGUGUCCAUGUUGUGCCCAUUGUAAUCCAUGUCAGCAUAUCUCCAAUUGAUGAUGAAGCACCAACACUAGAUCUCCCACCAGGCACAAUUGGUUCUUUUCUGGAAGUUCAGGAGAAUUCCUUCAGCCUCAUUACAUCUAACAUUUUAAGUGCUUCUGAUCCUGAUACUGAAGAUCUCCUCCUCAGCUUCAUAGUAGACAGACAACCAAGAGAGGGAAGGAUUGAGAGCAAUGGUGCUUUAACCGAUGUUUUCACCCAACAGGACAUUGUCAAUGGACUUGUUCGAUACGUGCACACUGGAGGUGAAAUUGGUCCUAUCAAGCGUGAAGACUCCUUCAACCUGACCCUGUCUGACAUGUCUCCUGACUGGAUUCUAGGGGGAAACCAGAUCACCCAAGUAGAAGUCUAUGUUACCAUCCUCCCAGUUGAUAACCUUGCUCCCAAUGUUACUAUGGGCAUCCAGUUCUACGUUGACGAAUCAGGCAAAGGAAAUAUCAACAUGACUCAUCUCCAAGCUCCAGAUAUUGAUACCGAAGACGAUGACAUCUUGUGCACCAUAGUUGUUGCCCCAAGUACUGGAUACCUCGAGAACAUCGCUCCUGCACCGGGCUCUGAGAAAUCUCGUGGUGGUAUGCCAAUCAGUGCCUUCAGCAUCAAGGAUCUGCGUUUGAAUCACAUCAACUAUGUCCAGAGCAUUCAUCGGGGCGUUGAGCCUGAGGAGGACCAGUUUACAUUCCGUUGCACAGAUGGAGUGAACGAAUCACCCAACUUCUUGUUCCCUAUCAAUAUCAUCCCUGUCAAUGAUGAGGAACCCCAGGUCUAUGCUCGCUUGAUAACAGUGGAUGAGGGAGGGCAGCGAAUCAUUGAUCAACCUCUCCUCCGAGCUGAAGAUGGUGACGUCCCUGCUGACGAGCUUCACUUUUUCAUUGUGACCCCACCUCAGCAUGGUACCAUCACAUAUACCAGACUUGAAGGCGACAUUCCAAUCCUGAACUUCACCAUGGAUCAAAUUGCAAAUGGCAAUGAUAUCAAGUACAUUCAUGAUGACUCUGAAACAACAGAAGAUUCCUUCACCCUCUUGCUUACUGAUGGAAAGUAUGAAGUCACUAAGGAAGUCUUUGUCUCAAUUUUGGACAUAGAUGAUGAGACUCCUCGUCUUACUAUCAACGAUGGAAUUGACAUUGAAAUCGGAGAGACCAGAAUAAUCAAUAAUCGAAUCCUGAAGGCUACAGAUCUUGACUCCCCUGAUUCCAACCUCACCUACACUGUUCGCUAUGGACCUGAGCAUGGUUUGUUGCAGAGACUGAGCAAGUUUGAUGGCUCUGUAGUCGAGAACAUUACCCUUGGCAUGAACUUCACCCAGUGGGAAGUUGACAACCAGCGCAUCCGAUAUGUACACACUAGUGAUGUUGGUGGUCGGGACCUCAUCAAGUUUGACAUUACUGAUGGAACCAACCCACUCAUUGACCGAUACUUCUAUGUGACCGUUGACCAUAUCGACAAUGUCCAUCCAUCCAUCAUCAACGCUGGUGUAACUAUGCAGGAAGGAAGCAGGGUUACCUUGACAACGAGCAUCAUCAGCACAAGUGAUCUGAACAGUCCUGAUGAGGAUCUCCUCUUCACCAUUACCAGAGCUCCAACCAAAGGUCAUCUGGAAAGCACCGACAAUCCAGGCAUGCCCAUCAACUCUUUCACUCAGCUUGAUCUUGCAGGCAGCAAGAUCUACUAUGUGCACACUGCAGAGGAUGAAAUUAGAAUGGACAGCUUCCAGUUUGAGGUUACUGAUGGUUUCAACACUGUCGUCCGUACUUUCCGCAUCUCUUUCACCGAUAUCGACAACAAGGAACCUGUGGUCCGCUACGAUACUGUCCGUCUGCAGGAAGGCGACAACAAGCUCAUCACCCCCUUCGAGCUUGCCAUAGAUGACAGAGACACUCCUGAUACUUCCCUCCGCUUCACCAUCACUCAGCUCCCGAUCCAUGGCAACAUCUUGAGAAACAACACUGAACUUGUCACUGAGUUUACCAUGCACGACAUCAAUGAGAACCUGAUCAGCUACCAACAUGAUGGCUCUGAGCAGACCUCUGACUCCUUCUCUUUCAUCGUGACUGAUGGCACCCACAACGAGUUCUAUGUCCUUCCAGACAUCACCACUCUAACCCGCCAGCCGCAGCAGGUCCCCAUCGAGAUCGUUCCUGUGGACAACGGCGCACCCCAGAUCGUGGUCAACCGUGGAGCCCCAACUCUUGACCUGCUUGGCACCGGAGAGCUUGGCUUCAUGAUCACCAACAAGUACCUGAUGUCGGAGGACCGGGACAGUGUGGACAGCAGCCUGCUCUACGUGAUCACCACUCAACCCCAGUAUGGCUACAUCAUGAACAUCGCUCUUGGAAACAUCUCCAUCACCAACUUCACUCAAAGUAAGUUCCAUGUGGAUGACUCUGUGAAUGAUGUUAGUUGCAAAAAAUUGUCAGCUUAUUACACACCCAGGGCAGCGUUCCAUGAAACUGUCAUAAGUACAAGUUCACUGACAUACCAUUGAAAGGUGUGUUAAACUUAGAACACACUUUUCAAUGGGAUGUCAGUGAACUUGUACUUACGACGGUUUCGUGAGAAGCUACCAUGGAGUUCUCCAAAUCGUAUUUGUGCGAUGUCCCUAUUUGAUAAUAAGAGUCAUAGAAUAUAUAGACUUGGGUACUUGUUUGAUAGCUUCCAAAAGAAUCACUUAGCAAAGAAUAAUACAAAUUUGACUUUUAAUUUAUAAGAUUCUCAGAUGUCAAUAAAAGAGCAUUUUGUGGGAUUUCUUUCUCUCAAAGAACUACACAACAUGUAAUUAUGUUGGAUUUUAAAUGGUAAAAUGAAAUAGAAAUACUAAAAAGCUUGGAGAUGAACCCAAAGUCUUUUUUUUUAAUAAGAAGAAAAGAGAAGAGGAUUAGUUGACAACUUUUUGUAUCUGUAGAUCAUUUUUUUAUGCAUGUUGCUGUUUGGGUGUUAUAGUGUUGAAUUGGUAUGAAUUGGAACAUGUACUUCUCAAAUGUUUUGUUAUACAUGGAUGUGACCUUUUGAGUACUUGUAUGUUUUGUGAUAUCGAGCACAUCAUAUCAGCUAUCAUUGAGAAUAGUAUAUUAGUUCAACCUUGCUCUAAGUAUCUUCUCAAGUUUUUGGCAAAUAGAUCUUCGGACAUCUAGGUGUGAGCAAAUAGUCCUUAAACCGUUUAUACAACUCAUUCAAGUAACAUUUAUAGACCAAGGUUAUAGACCAUGGGUACUUUGCAGAUAAAGUAGACUUCUGGGGACUGUUUCACAAAGACCAAGUUUCCCUACAAGAACAAGAUCCUUCCAUAGAAAUAACUUUAGCUGGUCUUUACUAUGGAUAGGCCAAAUGGAUUCUUCAAAUUCUAAUUAAAAAGCUAAGGAGCCAAACUGCCUUUUCUUUUCAUUGCAUAAAUAAUUUAUUUAAAAAGCUAAGGACCCAAACUGCCUUUUCUUUUCAUUGCGUGAUUAGUCUAUGAUGAGCAGCUUAAGAAGUCUAGGGUGGAGUCUUUGCUCUUGAAAUUGAGGUUGAGAUAAGAUUGUUCCAAAAGAUUGGGAUUAUGAUCAUUGCACCAGUAACUUUCCAUUGUGGUGUCCCUUUAUUUAAGGGGGUGUGGCGUUUUGGGGGAAAUAUUAGUGGUUUCAUCAAGGAACAGUCAAGAUGGUAUUUAGAAGGGGUUUUCAUUUAAUUGGGUUUGUAAAAUCUUUAGUGAAAGUA
Strongylocentrotus purpuratus (purple sea urchin) is the source of this 6580-nucleotide messenger RNA. Its product is annotated as extracellular matrix protein 3-like. Gene Ontology annotation, molecular function: calcium ion binding. Gene Ontology annotation, biological process: homophilic cell-cell adhesion. The transcript has a single exon. Gene Ontology annotation, cellular component: membrane. The record is from RefSeq and is a predicted model, not a curated record. The coding region runs from base 198 to 5372 and encodes 1724 amino acids. NCBI's taxonomy places the organism in Eukaryota, Metazoa, Echinodermata, Echinoidea, Camarodonta, Strongylocentrotidae.